AUGGCCACGACCGACUCGAGCAAUGGGCCGCAGUUGUUGCAGCAAGCGGAAAAGAUUUUGCUGCGCCCGAUACAUCCACAUCUCAUCUCGUACUGCCCUACCAUGGAUCUCAUAGCGCUGGUCACCGAUGAGGAGAGCCUCGACGUCUACCGAAUUAAUGGUCAAAGAGCGUUUGGAUUGAAAAGGAAGAAUGAGGAUUUGCGCGUUGAUGCGCUGCAGUGGGAGUUCAACGGCAAGAGCAUUGCUGUCAGUUGGAGCGAUGGAAGCACGGACUUGGUGAGUGCCGAGACAGGGAAGGUUACACACAAGGACGUCAUGUUGCCGGAAGUCGAGGGCGCCACUAGUAGCAUGGUAGAAGAUGAGAAUCCAGCUAGGGUAAGGUGUAUAGGCUGGGGCCUGAACUUCAUCAAUGUGGAGACUGUGAAGAAGCGCACCGGCUUGAAACCGAGAAAUGCCAACGGCGUUAGGCCUGCGAAGACUGAUGUCUUUGGCAAUCCGACGACGGAGGAAUGGGAUGCGUUCAAGGAUGAUACCACGCUGGAGGACUUUCUGCAGCGACAGCCGGACUUCCAGACCUUGGAUAUCGCGCCUGACCUACCGGAUCAGCUUGCUAUGAUGGAUAUGGAAUCGGUGCUACCUAAACUUCCCGCAAUUCCCCUUGCACCAGCAUUACCCUUCAUGCGUGUCUCACAGGCGGAUACUGGAGCUUUCAGUUCGCAAGCUGAGGUGGACUCGCUUCUGCAUUCGCAUCAUCUGAAAGACCACAACUCUGUCGACAUGUUCAUUCGACUGACCGACCGUGGAGCCGUCCACCCCUCGAUAUACGACUCGCUCGAAACAGUCAACGUCCAGCUCCCGAGAUCCUGGAACAUGUCGAGCACGCCAAUACUACAUACAAGUCAUCCGUACAGCUGUACACACAGCCUCCUGAUGCAGACGUCAUCGACCACCUCGCCACAAAGGAAGAGCAUCGCCUAUAUCCCUCUGACACUGAAUUUCAUCCCUUCUGCAGGCAUCUAUCUGCAUCUCAUUGCAGCAAAGACAUCACAACUACAGAACCUGCUCCUGUACAUCACCCAGACCCUCCAACGCGUCCGCGCUUUCUUCAAGCACGCGCAAGACCUGCCCCGAAAAUUCAUGAUGAACAUUAGCGAAACACUCGAAGAGAAGGAACUAGGCGAUCUUGUCACAAACCUCUUCCACACAGCAUGCACAGGAAAUUGCAACCCAGUCCUCAAAGAAUGGCUUGUGGACGAAUUGGCAGAAGCAGGACACAAGCGCUGGGACAACACCGUUACUUCCUCUUUCACCACGCUUCUUGCUCUGCUUCACGAGAACCUCAUCCCGGCACUCGACCGUUGCUCAAUUGUCAUUUCGCGUCUGCGUGGACUUGCGCAGUUCCAUGAUCGAGAUUGGAUUUUCAGCGGACCAAUGACGGACUUCUCGUCGCUGUUGGAGACGCUCAAGAAUAUGCGAUUACUAGCCCACACAGCCAUGUUGUACGCAUCGGAAGAGAAGAGACAGUUUCAUAGCUUCAGUAAAUGGCUCAGAUUCACCAUUGACUUUGAGGCUACGGAGUUGGACUCGCAGUCUAGAGCUGAGAUGGAACAGCGCGAUCCUGGGGUCGAUGUCUCGCAGGUACUGGCGUAUAUCCAGUAUGGGCUUACCAAGUCGGAUGUUACGCCGUUUCUCAGACCAGAGGCGCAGUUGGAUGGUAAAGCGAAGGGGAGGGAGGAAGCGAGCUAUGAUGAUACGAAAAAGGCUAUCGAGUUGCUGAAAGAAGGUGCGACGUUCAAAGAGGAAGCGUUGUGCCUGGAACAUGUUCUUGGACAUUUGAGCACGGGGGUUACGGGACUGCUGAAGCAGAUUAGCAGGUGGCAGGAAGCCAACAUCCAGAUGAACUCUGGUGUUGUUCUCGAAAAGAUUGAUGAUGCCGGGGAGAUGGGUGUACUGGAUAUGGGGAUGGUGUUUGAGCCAUCAUCGACCUCAGAUAGCAUCAGCACCUACAUCGCCCUCUCAUCCCCUUCAUCACCAACUCUUUUACACAUUCACCGCAUUUCACACGCACAGAGUAUAUCCAACCUACAGCGAGACAUACACGCCUACGCCAUCUCCACCCUCGACUUCUCUUCCGCCUCUCAGUCGACCAAAGACAUCAAGAUACUCGACGCAAAGUUCGCAGACGACGCCUGCCUUCUCAUCCUCUUGCAGCUUCCCUCAGAGGACAAAACGCUAUCAAACGUCAUCGCCUCCCUACCGUACACACCCGCCGCCAAUGAUAUACCUCACCAACACCCUCUUAUCACCUACACCCCUCUUCCGCAGUCUUCGCUACAGCAACAUUUUCUCCCACAAGGCACACCGCCGCCGUCACUACGGAAUAAGAUACUUGUAACGCGAGAUUUGGUUCAGAAGCACACGCAACAUGUGUUUGAAGGCCGGUUCACUCCGAUGAAGUUGGUUGUGAAUGGCAGGAAGGGUAGGAGAGUGAUUGUUGUGUUGGGCGAUGAUAGGAAACACUAUCGUGUGUUGGACAUGGACUAUAGGAUGAAGAAGGAGAAGGAAGACGGGGAUGAGGGUAGUGGAACUGGGACUGAGAGCGAAGCGGAGGACAGAGAUGGCGAUGUGGAGAUGGGUGGAGCGUGA
Alternaria ventricosa is the source of this 2646-nucleotide messenger RNA. RefSeq lists its product as uncharacterized. The record is from RefSeq and is a predicted model, not a curated record. Gene Ontology annotation, biological process: protein K11-linked ubiquitination; positive regulation of mitotic metaphase/anaphase transition; anaphase-promoting complex-dependent catabolic process. The transcript has 2 exons. The coding region runs from base 1 to 2646 and encodes 881 amino acids. NCBI's taxonomy places the organism in Eukaryota, Fungi, Ascomycota, Dothideomycetes, Pleosporales, Pleosporaceae. Gene Ontology annotation, cellular component: anaphase-promoting complex; nuclear periphery.